Molecule: messenger RNA, 1764 nt
Organism: Magnolia sinica
Lineage: Eukaryota; Viridiplantae; Streptophyta; Magnoliopsida; Magnoliales; Magnoliaceae
Product: probable protein phosphatase 2C 25
Exons: 4
Coding region: 1-1164 (387 amino acids)
Biological process (GO): protein dephosphorylation
Molecular function (GO): protein serine/threonine phosphatase activity
Source: RefSeq, a predicted model, not a curated record
AUGGAUGACAUCCCAUUGUCCUCAUACCCCUCUGGAUCAUAUACAUCAUUUGCACCACCUGAUGAUGUAUAUUCCGACGGAACACAAGGUCAAUAUCAAUAUGGCGAAGAAAACGGUCACAGGGAUGUGAGAAACUCUGCUCCAAGGCCAUUACAAAAGAAGAAGAAUGCCUCUAUUGCAUCAACUGUUAUUGAAAAGCAUCCAAACGGGCCCUUAGAAACAAGCAAGCAGGUUUGCAGGAAAGAUGCCGCUGCUGUCGUCGAAUCCGCUCCCUCUUCUUCCCCGGCUUCUGUUCUGAAGCGAAAGAGGCCUGCGCGGAUCGAUAUCCCUUCCCUGCCUUCUUUGAGCUUUCCACCUCCUUCAGAGGGAGGUUUGAAAGAGAUCGAGAUGGAGACCGAGCGGUAUUCGUUUUUCUGUAAGAAAGGGCGGAGGGAAGUGAUGGAAGAUCCCAAACAGAGAAUUUUUCAUCCUUUAUUUGACCUUCUUUUAUUUUUUUGGCAGGCCUUUUUCGGUGUUUUUGAUGGGCGUGGAGGCACAGGAGCCGCUGAGUUUGCAGCGGUGAAUUUGGGUAAGAAUAUUAUAGCUGAAGUGAUGAAAAGAGGAAGUGAUGGGAUGGAGGAUUCUGUUAAAAGUGGUUAUGUGACAACGGAUGCGGAGUUUCUGAAGGAGGAUUUGUUUCCAUCUACCUUUUGUACUGUUAGCAUUUUGGGAUUGGAACUAAUGGAUUUCUAUUGUCGGCAUUGCUUUUUUUUUUUUUUUUUUGGGGGCGGGGGCGGGGGAUUGAAACUAAUGGAUUCGAGAAACAUUUUCUUUCAGGGGGGCUAUGUCGAUUGCAGCCAUGGUGUUUGGAGAUUACAAGGGUCGUUAGCUGUAUCUAGAGGGAUUGGUGAUUCACAUCUUAAGAAAUGGGUAAUUGCAGAGCCCGAAACAAAGAUUCUUAGAGUCAAGCAUGACUGUGAAUUCCUAACUGCAGAAAACUUUUGGGGGGAAAGACACUUACUGUUGUAUUCUGCUGUUUGGAAUUGUAUGCCUGCAAUUCCUAUCUCGAAUGGUACAGCAUUCGUUCGAACUCUUGAAUUUUUUGCUGCAGUUUUGAGAGAAAAAAAAAAAAUUCAAGCCUUGGGUCAAAGGCUCAAACCUUUUUCCCUUGCAACACAAUAUUAGCAGCAUUGUCAUAGCACUUGGAAAAUACCAAUUCAGAUCAAACUCUAAGGGCCUGUUUGGGUUUCUUGAAAUAUAAAUUGAUGAAAUGUCAUAUCCAUGAAAAUGGCUUCUUUUUUUUUUCGUUUGUAUUUGUAAAUUUCUUGAAAAUGUCAUUUCCAUUUCUCUCAUUUCCUGAAAAAUGCCCCUUUUUAGUUUCCUUGCCUAGACUGGCAACAAAUUUUCCAUGAAUAUAGAUUUGUAAAUGAAGAAUUUUUUUUCAAGAAAAUCUUGCUGAAAGACAAUCAUGGGAAACAGAUUUUCAUUUCUUACUGUUUUCUAGAUACGGAGUUUCCCAAAAAACUCCAUUUUCUUCAAAAAUAAAAAAAUUAAAAAAAUCCACAAAUCCAAACAGUCCUUAAAGUAGGCUUGAAGAAAUUGCUUGAUUCAUUGAUAGCCAGUCAAAUCAGAUUAAAGAGUUUGAAGCAGAGAGAGAGAGAAGCUGAUACGUUUGCAUGAAGAUAAGAAGACUGAGCUGAAGUGGAGGUAUUUGGAAGAAGUGGAACUGGAGAAGGAAUUUGAUGUUAAGCUGACCCAACUGAUGGACAAGUGACUAUUGUAAAU